CUAAGCGCGACGUUCAGAGAGUCAGUAAAAGUGACAUACGUUCUAGAUGAAAAACCCCUCGAGCGGAAGACCUUUUAAUGAUCAUCCAAGAUGGCGGUGCUCGUGGGGCUGCGUGCAUGUUUCUCUGCCCUUCAACUUUCUUCACCAAGCCUCCUGCACAACUCGUUCAAAUUGUGUGCUGUGCCUCUGAGUCGGCGGACCUUUGCUGCGGAGGCUAAGAAGACAUACAGCAGAGAGAAGCCCCAUGUGAACAUUGGAACAAUUGGCCAUGUUGAUCAUGGCAAGACCACCUUGACAGCAGCCAUCACAAAAGUGCUCGCUGAUGUUGGUGGUGCUCACUAUAGAAAGUAUGAGGACAUUGACAAUGCUCCUGAGGAGAAGGCACGAGGCAUCACCAUCAACGCCUCUCAUGUGGAAUACACCACAGCCAAUAGACAUUAUGCCCACACAGACUGCCCAGGUCACGCUGACUACAUCAAGAACAUGAUUACAGGCACAGCUCAAAUGGAUGGCUGCAUCCUGGUGGUGGCAGCCACUGAUGGCCAGAUGCCUCAGACACGCGAACACCUCCUGUUGGCCAGGCAGAUUGGCGUCGAGCAUAUUGUGGUUUUCAUUAACAAGGCCGACGCCGUGGAGGACAAGGAGAUGGUGGAGCUGGUGGAAAUCGAGAUCCGCGAGCUGCUCACUGAGUUUGGCUAUGAUGGCGAGAACACACCUGUUAUAAUAGGCUCUGCUCUCUGCGCCCUGGAGAACAGGGAUCCUGACUUGGGUGUGAAUGCAGUGAUGAAACUGCUGGAGGUUGUGGAUUCUUAUGUUCCUCUCCCCAAAAGAGAGCUGGAGAAACCUUUUCUUCUGCCCAUUGAAGGAAUUUAUUCUAUUCCAGGCAGGGGUACAGUGGUGACAGGCACUAUGGAGAGGGGUGUCAUCAAUAAAGGAGAUGACUGUGAGUUUGUGGGCCACAACUGCAAAAUCAAGUCUGUGGUUACAGGUAUCGAGAUGUUCCACAAGUCUCUGGAUCGGGCAGAGGCAGGAGAUAACUUGGGCGCUCUGGUGCGAGGUCUGAAGAGGGAGGAUGUAAGGAGAGGGAUGGUGCUGUGCAAACCAGGGUCCAUCAUGCCUCACCAGAAAGUCCAGGCCCAGGUGUAUAUUCUGAGUAAGGAGGAGGGAGGCAGACACAAACCAUUUGUCAGCAACUUCAUUCCUGUCAUGUUCUCUCUAACCUGGGACAUGGCCUGCAGGAUCACUCUGCCCAGUGACAAGGAAAUGGUGAUGCCAGGGGAGGACACCUCUUUGAUAAUGACCCUUCGCCAGCCAAUGGUUCUGGAGAAAGGCCAGAGGUUCACUUUGAGAGAGGGAAGCAAAACUAUUGGUACUGGCCUGGUCACAGACAUCCUGCCUAAGUCAGAUGACGAUAAUUGGGGCUGAAGGGAAACUCUGCAGUGAUGGCGGG
This is a messenger RNA of Monopterus albus (swamp eel), 1450 nucleotides long. It is a transcript of the gene tufm, whose product is annotated as Tu translation elongation factor, mitochondrial. Gene Ontology annotation, biological process: mitochondrial translational elongation. The record is from RefSeq and is a predicted model, not a curated record. The transcript is spliced from 11 exons. NCBI's taxonomy places the organism in Eukaryota, Metazoa, Chordata, Actinopteri, Synbranchiformes, Synbranchidae. Gene Ontology annotation, cellular component: mitochondrion. The coding region runs from base 91 to 1425 and encodes 444 amino acids. Gene Ontology annotation, molecular function: GTP binding; GTPase activity; translation elongation factor activity.